UCUACGAACAACGGUAUAUCGACAGUGCCGAAAAGUAGUUGCGGCUUAUGUAGUUCCACAUAUUCAGGUGUCGCUAAUACGCGGGAGAUUCCCUCUCCGAUUCAAUACACAAGAACACAAGUUUGAUAAACAGAAGUAGAGACUAGAAGAUAUUGUCAGUUAUAAGUCAUUGUCAGUCGAAUCGGUUAUAAAGUGCCUCGCAAGAGAUCGUUGAUUUACAGCUGAACAUUGAAGUAUUUUUACACGCGUGAACAGCUAUCCGUUCUUUAUCGUUUUUAGACUGAUAAUCAGUCGCAAGUGCAUAAAUCUUUAAUUCUUUACCAAUAUUGAAAUUGAUUAUUAUAAUCAUGGAAGCUAUAGAGGACGAACUACUGGAAGCUAUACAGAAAUGUUAUACUGAUUUGGAAUAUGAUACAAUUAAUUUGCCAGAUGGGGACGGCGAAGACACAGAUAUCGCAGAUAAAAUAUGGAAAAGCUAUUCAGCGGAAACGAAAAUAUUCACUUUAGGGAAGAAAAUGAACUUAGCGGACCGUAAUAACUUUUCAGAUAGAUUUCUUAAAACGGCAUCUGUAAUGGAAAAGAAUUUAUCAUUGUUUAAAGCUGAUGUAGAAUUUACGGAUAUAAUUACGACUAUUAUCAAAUACUUAAAUUAUUUUGGCAUGAAGUUUAUGCUCCAUCACAGUAAAUAUGAUGAAGAAUAUGAGAAGGAUGAUAUAGUCUUGUUAGUACUAUUUACAAUCCUGAAAAUGUGUGAUGAAUAUAGUGAGAUAUUAUGUCAUUUUAUAAUAAAUGCCAUCAUUACAAAAUCAGCAUUGGAAAAAUCGAUUCAAUAUCAACAUUUGAAACAAACGUAUAAUAGUAAGAUAAGCACAUUAAUAAUUAAUGUGAUAAAAAUCUGUAGCUCUUCUCGUAAUCAAGAUUUUAAAUAUUUUGUUAUAGGAGACACCCAAACAGUAAUAAUUUUGGCAGAUUCUGAUUUAUAUGCGUUCAUUACAUAUUAUAAAUAUGUCGGUAUGUCUAUAUCUCGUAUUUGGGUUCAAGAUCCAAUAAAAGAGAAGUUUUUAUGGCUUAUGAAUAACAUCGGCGGGAUCGGAAAUAUUCAGGAUAUUUGGGAUAUUUGUACAUUUCGAACGAAGGAAGAGUUAUAUAUAGCCUGCUGGACUGCCUGGACUGCAGAUGAAAUGAACAUAAUAUCUAUAUGGACGGAAGAUAUUGCAUUUGCCAAAAACUUGGCGAUGUCUUUAUAUGGAGAUGUGAUAUUUAUAAAUACCUACAUGGACUUUUACAAUGGUAUCGUACUCUUGCCAUUUACAAAAAUAUUUGGCAAAACGGUGCAUAAAUUGUGCAAGCCUGAUUUUGAUGAUUCUAUGAAAAAGAUGAGUGUGGUAAAAAGUUCAGUUAACAAUUUAUUUUACGAUGGUAUGUGGCAAUUGCCUGUAAAAGGCACAUAUUGGAUACAUGAUGAUAGACAGUGGGCAAAUGCAACAAGUGACGAUGUUAACAAAUGCAUUAAUUCAGCCGAGAAAGGAUUCAAAAUUUGGAGUAGUAAAUCUGUUGCUUGUAGAACGCAAAUAUUAUCUAAAUUUACAUCCGUGUUAGAGGGCAGUGGGGAAUCUGUAUUGGCAGAUGUAGUAUCAAAAGAAAUAAAAUUUUCAUGUGUCUAUGCAAAUUCUUUAUUUUACGUCUCACAAAGUGAAGGGUUAGAUGUAACAAAAAUUCGUAAUCCAAGAGGCGUUAUUAUUUUGAAGGAGGAAAAUGAAGCUAUUUUAUUUAGUCGACUGAUGCAAAUUUUAAUUGUUGGCAAUUCUGUCAUUGUGAUAUGCGAUGCAAAUUCUUGUAGUUUAGUACCAUAUUGUAACAUGUUUCAGAUAUCUGAGAUACCACCAGGUGUUAUAAAUUUAUUGUCUAGAAAAGAUGUAAAGGAGCUAGAAUUAUUAUGCGGGAUGGACUACGAAAGUUAUGAAAAACAGUUCUUCUCAGAAGACGAUCUCGAGAAAACAUACAUAAACCUUUCUAAACCGAAGCAUAUUGUAGUUCCAUUUAAAUAGUUUUAAUAUGUAACUUCUAAUUUGUUUGUAACAAAAACAUGGGUAUAUUCAUAUAAACAUUUAUAAUAUGCAUAUAUUUAUUUCUAUAUUUAUUUUAUAUUUUCCAUCAUUCAUCCAUAAAUUCUUUAGAAUAAAGCUAAUAAUUCAAGAUUAGAAAAUAAAAUUACCGCUAUUACCGGGUCUUAUAAUUAAAGUUGUUAUUGGAAGGAUUUUACAAAAUACUUUAAAUUUUGUCGACAGAAUGCUGACAGAAACGUAACAAUAGGUAACAGAAUGUGACAUGUUGAUUGGAGGCAAAAACUGAGAAAGUCUCAUUUCGUAUUUAAUCUUUAUAUGUUUAAGUUAAAUAUUUCUAUCAAAAUUUUGAAAGAUAAUGAAUUUUGCUUGGUUUAUGCCACUAAUCUGUUGUUACACUAUCUUUAUUAAAACAUCUAAUAAAGUCUACUGAAAUAUCUAAUCAAAUUUACUACUAAUUUGCUAGUACAUUAAUAUUUUGCGUAUUGGAUUCAGAAUACGUCUAGUAUUCUCACUCUCAGUCUAUACAGGUAUGCAGAAAUUUUAAAAAUUCAUUGCAAUAUCUUUAUCAUAAAAAUAACUUAUAUUUUCAAUAGCAAACUAUUCAUACUG
Molecule: messenger RNA, 2675 nt
Organism: Temnothorax curvispinosus
Lineage: Eukaryota; Metazoa; Arthropoda; Insecta; Hymenoptera; Formicidae
Exons: 8
Coding region: 348-2048 (566 amino acids)
Molecular function (GO): oxidoreductase activity
Source: RefSeq, a predicted model, not a curated record